AUGGCUCCAAGUUUCAUUUCCUUUGUUCUCCUUCUCCUGAGCUCUUCGUUUUUAAUAUCUGAAGCUCGUCCUCUGAAUGUUGCCGAGCCGCACGCCUUUGGCGACAAAGAGACUGAGGUCUUAUUUGAUGGUUUCUAUAUUAAAAGCGGAGGUCCUAGCCCUGGAGGAAAAGGGCACAAGUUUACUAAUGCUCAAAGUCUUGGAGGGAUCAAGAGCUCUGGUCCAUCAACUCCUGGUCAGGGACACUUUUACACCACUGGCUCUUCUCGAACUCUUGGAGGGAUUAAGCACUCUGGUCCAUCCACUCCUGGUCAGGGUCACUAUUACACCUCUAGUGCUCCUCGAACACUCGGAGGGAUCAAUCACUCGGGUCCAAGUCCUGGCCAGGGGAACUGCUACACUACUGGUGCUUCUCGAACAUAUGGAGAGAUCAAGCACUCUGGUCCAAGCCCUCGUGAUUGCUACCCCAUCACAAAAUAUAACAAAAUCUCUCCCUACAAGCUCUUAUAUAAUUUUCAACCAAUGGCUCUUAGUUCUGUUUCUCUCUUUCUUCUCCUACUCCUGAUCUCUUCGUUUUUAAUCUCUGAAGCUCGUCCUCUGAAUGUUGCCGAGUCACACGCCUUUGGCGACAAAGAGACUGAGGUUUUAUUUGAUGGGUUCUACAUUAAAAGUGGAGGUCCUAGCUCUGGAGGAAAAGGGCACCAGUUUCCUAGUGCUCAAAGUCUUGGAGGGAUCAAGAACUCUGGUCCAUCAACUCCUGGUCAGGGACACUUCUACACCACUGGUUCUUCUCGAACUCUUGGUGGGAUUAAGCACUCUGGUCCAUCCACUCCUGGUCAGGGUCACUAUUACGCCUCUAGUGCUCCUCGAACCCUCGGAGGGAUCAAGCACUCAGGUCCAAGUCCUGGCCAGGGGAACUAAUACACAGCUAGUGCUUCUCGAACGUACGGAGGGAUCCACCACUCUGGUCCGAGCCCUCAUGGUCCAGGAAACUGAGUGCUAUUAUUGUCGCCAGACGUACGAGAUGAUUCUUGAAAUACAUCAUGAUCUUCCUGCUAGUCAUUCAUUAUAAUUUUUUACUUUUAUAUUUUUUGAAAAAUAAGGGAAGAAUUUUAUUUGUUUAUUUGAUUUAUUGAUUUGUAUGAUCAGGAGCAAAAUAAUUAUAGAGAUAGAUGGUUAUU
Messenger RNA from Manihot esculenta (cassava), 1181 nucleotides. RefSeq lists its product as uncharacterized. The transcript has 2 exons. Gene Ontology annotation, biological process: regulation of developmental process; innate immune response. Lineage: Eukaryota; Viridiplantae; Streptophyta; Magnoliopsida; Malpighiales; Euphorbiaceae. The record is from RefSeq and is a predicted model, not a curated record.